Messenger RNA from Leptinotarsa decemlineata (Colorado potato beetle), 736 nucleotides. Its product is annotated as probable RNA-binding protein 46. Lineage: Eukaryota; Metazoa; Arthropoda; Insecta; Coleoptera; Chrysomelidae. Gene Ontology annotation, molecular function: RNA binding. The record is from RefSeq and is a predicted model, not a curated record.
GUGUAUCUUGAGCGGAAUUGUUAAUAAUUAUAAAAAUGGUGAUUUUUUCAAAAGAAGAGUUUGAAGAUUGCACUGUUUCAAGGAAGAGAAGUGAACUCACGAAACGUCUCAUCGAAUUAACAAAAAAGAACGGUUACGAAAUUAUUCAAACAAAUGGGCAACGAGUAUAUGCACCGCCUGCAUCAAGAAACAUUCGGCCACCUCCGAAAGGGUGCGAGAUUUUCAUCGGAAAAUUGCACAAAAAUAUAUUUGAAGAUGAACUUAUACCUCUUUUUGAAAAAAUUGGACCUCUAUACAAGUUCAGACUCAUGUUGGAUUUUACAGAGAACACCCGAGGAUAUGCUUUCGCAACAUAUUUUAGACCCCAGGACGCCAAUAAAGCUGUUGCUAAGCUGAAUAAUUACGAGAUGAGACCAAAAUUGCACAUAGGCGUGUACAAGUCAGUUGACAACUGCCGCUUAUUUAUUGGAAAUUUACCGGAAGACAAGACAAAAGAAGACGUAGUAGAAAUGCUGAGCAAAUACGUGGAUGGUAUAACUAAUGUGAUUAUGUACCCUAAUUACGAAAAACCUUGGCUGAGUAGAGGUUUCGUUUUCGUAGAAUUUCAAACUCACCGUCUGGCCGCCAUGGCUAGAAGACAAUUUGCCCCUGAUAAUUUGAUUGCAUGGGGACAGCGCAUGCAUGUUGAUUGGGCCGAUCCGCUACCUGAAGUUGAUCCCAAAAUUAUGACUAAGGU